This is a messenger RNA of Magnolia sinica, 1302 nucleotides long. RefSeq lists its product as uncharacterized. The coding region runs from base 1 to 1302 and encodes 433 amino acids. The record is from RefSeq and is a predicted model, not a curated record. The transcript has 3 exons. Lineage: Eukaryota; Viridiplantae; Streptophyta; Magnoliopsida; Magnoliales; Magnoliaceae.
AUGGGGUUUGGAGAUAAAUGGAGAGCCUGGAUGGGAGAAUGUGUUGGCUCGGCCCACUUCUCCAUUCUUCUUAAUGGUUCCCCAAAGGGGUUUUUCAAAAGCUCGAGAGGUUUGAGGCAGGGAGACCCCCUCUCCCCCUUCUUAUUUCUUAUCGUGGGGGAGGCUCUGUCUAGAAUUCUCCUUAAAGGUCAAGAGGAAGGCAUCUUCAGCAGGAUCAAAAUCAAAGGCAUGCCAAGUCUGAUUUCUCACAUUCAGUAUGCAGAUGACACCCUAAUCUUCUUUGAUGCUUCGAUCGAAAAGGUGGACAAUCUUCAAACCACUAUCCGAUGCUUCCAAGUGGUUUCUGGUCUAAAGGUGAACUUGACGAAAUCAAAAAUUUUCGGGAUCAAUAUGGAAAGAGAUGAGGUUGAAUCGCUGGCCCAACUCUUUGGAUGUGCCGCUGCUUCUCUUCCGUCUUCAUUUGUGGGUCUUCCGUUAAGCAUCGAAAAACCUUUCAAAUCUAUUUGGGACAAAGUUAUCCUCCGAUUUCAGUUGUAUCUGGAGGUCCUCUCAGCUGUUGGAUUUGUGCUCGGGAAUGGUGCCAAAAUCUGGUUUUGGGACGACAUUUGGAUUGGGGAUAAGCCGCUAAAGAUUACAUUCCCUAACAUGUACCUUCUAGCCUCUUCUAAAGACUCUUACGUUGCGGAUCGUUAUGCAGUUAUUGCCGGAAAAAUUGUCUGGAAUGUGCAAUGCAAAAGGGGCCUCCAAGAUUGGGAGAUUCCAGAAUUUGCAGGCCUUUUGGAGAGGAUAUAUGCAGCGGCCCCUUCCCCUCCGUCUGAGGACAACAUUUAUUGGAGACCAGAUCAAUCCUCCUCCUUUUCUGUUCGAUCCCUCUAUAACCAGUUGCACUUGCAGCAGCCCACCCCCAAGGCAAAUCUUUCUUUUCUUUGGAAAUACCCAGCUUCCCCAAAAGUUCUCGCUUUCGAGUCUGUUGAUCACUUGCUUCUGCACUGCUCUUUCAUUCAGCCCAUAUGGGCUAACUUUCUGCUUCGGUUCAACUUAGACAGGUGUUUUCCGAGCGAGGUGAACCACCUCCUUCAGGCAUGGCAUGGGGUGAAAUUAGGAAAAUUGAAAACAAUUAUCUGGAGAAUGGCCAUUUUCGCCGUUUGGUGGUUCUUUUGGGGAGAAAGGAACAAUGGAUGCUUCAGGAAUUCCUCCAAUCUUGCUGGGGUGGUUGCGUCUAAGGCUAAACGUUUCAUGAUCGAGUGGGCUACAAAUGUUAAGGGUCUUUUUGGCUGUGAUUUUUUCUUCUUAGGAGUGUAG